Messenger RNA from Bradysia coprophila, 1205 nucleotides. It is a transcript of the gene Prp18, whose product is annotated as pre-mRNA processing factor 18. NCBI's taxonomy places the organism in Eukaryota, Metazoa, Arthropoda, Insecta, Diptera, Sciaridae. The record is from RefSeq and is a predicted model, not a curated record. Gene Ontology annotation, biological process: generation of catalytic spliceosome for second transesterification step; RNA splicing. Gene Ontology annotation, cellular component: U5 snRNP; U4/U6 x U5 tri-snRNP complex; U2-type post-spliceosomal complex.
UGUUCAAGUUGACAUUACGAAUUAAGCAAAACAAAAAUUCCCUUUUGUGUUUACAAUUAACAAAUACGUUUAUCCAACCAGAAUAAGUAACAAUGGAAAUUUUGAAGGCAGAAAUAGCUAGAAAACGCAAACUUCUCGAGGAUAAAAAGCUUGUGGACGAAAGCAAAAAAUACUUUAAACGAGGAGAUCUCUUGGCGAAGGAAGAAGAGGAAUAUCUGCAAAAAUACGGCCACAAGGAAGAGAACACAUCACCGCAAAAGAACACAAAUUAUGCUACGACUUCUACAAACGAAUCGGACCAACAGCUUCUACCACGACUCGAAGUCAUUAAACGAUUACGGGACCGUGGUGAAGCGAUAAUGCUCUUCGGCGAAGAUGAAUUGGAUGCAUUUCGGCGACUCCGGCACUUGGAAAUUACUCAGCCCGAAGUGAACCAUGGUUUCCGCAAUGAUUUCCAGGAAGCUAUGGACCAGGUCGACCAACAAUAUUUGGAUGAAAUUUUAGCCUGUUCCGAGGAGAUCAAACAAAACAAAUCUGACAAAGUGAACGAUGAGAUCGUCAUCGAUGAUUCGGUGACGUACGAUCAAAUUCAGGAAAUGGCCAAGAACCUGGGACGAAACAAUAAGGAUCACGAUCACAUGGUCAUCAGCACGUUCCUCGAAUUCAUUUUAAAGAUGUGGCACACUCAAGUGAAUUCUUAUUCGCAAACCGAACGAAUGUCCACUAACGUUAAAAUUGCUCGCGCCACAUGUGCACAGACAAAGGUCUAUAUGAAACCGCUACUGCGAAAACUGAAAAAGAAAACACUUCCUGAGGACAUUCUGGAUAGUUUGACCGAUAUAACGAAGCGCCUGCUGAAUCGGAAUUACAUUAAAGCCAGUGAUGCGUAUCUACAGAUGGCAAUAGGAAAUUCACCGUGGCCAAUUGGUGUUACCAUGGUUGGUAUCCAUGCUCGUACGGGACGUGAAAAGAUUUUCUCCAAAAAUGUGGCCCAUGUUAUGAAUGACGAGACACAGCGAAAAUACAUUCAAGGACUGAAACGUUUGAUGACGAAAUGCCAGGAGUACUUUCCAACUGAUCCAUCCAGAUGCGUUGAAUAUGUUAGCAAGAAAGACCAAUGUAUGUAGACGAAAGUGUAUCUCAAGUGAAUCAUGCGUUGAAUCAUAAAUCAUAUGUUAAAUCUGAAUAAAAAUCGAUUGAGAGGA